CAUUCAUCAUCGAACAGCGACAAACGGGAAAAACCCAACCCUAUCGACGACGACGCUUUCCAGCCACGCCUCGUCUCGGAGACGAUUUCUCGCCUCGGCCGUUCGCUAGUUUUUCUCUCUCGACUUUACUUUACUUCUCCUUCUCUUCGUCUUGUUCCGUUUCGUAAUUCUCCGUCCGCUCUUCCAGUCGUUCCACGCGGUCGUCGCUCUCUCUCGCUUGCAAGUCCGCCGUCUAGAACCACGUCACGCCUCCUGGAAAACGCAAAACAAGCGCCGCCUCUCCCGAUCAGACCAGCCUUCCGAUUUUUUAGUCCGCUUCCUUGUUUUUCGACUCCAUUAUUCGAACGACUCUCGUCGGCAGUCUUUACGGCCCUGUUUCUGAGCGCGACCCGACCGACGACAACAGGCCCCCUGUGCGCCUUUACGAUCCCCUUACGACAACAACGCCCGACUGGCUGAUCUACCAACCAUCGCCAGACCACCGAUUGAGGAGCAUCAGAAUUGGCCAUAACAAUGUGGUCUUGUAUAAUGAAACCGUUGGCGGUUCUCGCCUCAGUAGCCGCCCUGGCGGCGCCCGUGUCUGGUGAGAAGGUGCUCUAUUCCAACUCUCUCAACGCCUGUCAGAAGGAGAACGGUUUCAGUGCCAGUAUGUUCCAGGUCACCUUGACGCCAAACAACGGUUCCGCAAGAGUUGUCGCCGCUGCCACUUCGUCCAUCCAAGGCAAGGUCGUCUUUGACAUUCGACUGUCCGCGUACGGCUACCAGUUCCUCCAGAGGGAGUUUGAUCCUUGCACCAACAACCUUCCCGGUCUCUGCCCCAUGGUCUCUGGCAAGAUUCCCUUCAAGUUCAACCUCCCUGUUGACAAGGAGAGCCUCAAGCAAGUUCCUGGAAUCGCCUACAGCGUUCCCGAUCUCGAUGCCACCGUCCGUGUUUACGUCAACAGGAGCGACACGAGAGAGCCUGUCGCCUGCGUGGAAGCCGACUUUUCCAAUGGAAAGACAGUCGAUCUCGUGGGUGUCAAGUGGGCGACAGCCAUUAUUGCUGGAUUGGGACUUGUCGCCUCUGCCAUUGUAUCGGGUGUCGGUCACGCUAACACGGCUGCUCACGUCGCUUCCAACUCUCUCUCACUUUUCGGUUAUUUCCAGGCGCAGGCCAUUCUCGGUCUUACCAGCGUUGGACUUCCCCCAAUUGUCUCUUCUUGGACUCAGGACUUCCAGUGGUCUAUGGGUAUUAUCAAGGUCGGAUUUAUGCAGGAUAUUUUCACUUGGUACCAGAGAGCCACUGGCGGUACCCCCGAAUCCAUCCUCUACACCGUUGGCUCGAUUUCGGUUGAAGUUCAGAAGCGAAGCCUGCAACUUGCCUCAACUAGCGUCGAUCUUUUCAAGCGCGGUGCGGCUAUGAUGCCCCGAGCCGUUGUCGACCUCGCAAAGCGUGGAAACAUCCAGAACGAUGAUGGCACAUAUACUGUCUACGGUAUUCAGCGUGUCGCCUUCAAGGCCAAGAUCGAGUCGACAAACCUGUUCAUGACAGGUCUCACCUUCUUUUGCGCCUUUGUUGUCAUCACGUUCCUGGCCUUGGCCGCCUUCAAGGGCAUCCUGGAGCUCUGCGUUCGCCAGAACUGGAUGUCCAAGGACAAGUUCAUGGACUUCCGCAACGGCUGGCUCACCAUCCUCAAGGGUGUUUUGUUCCGCCUGACCCUGAUUGGUUUCCCCCAGAUGACUAUUCUCUGCCUUUGGGAGUUUACCCAGCGCGACUCGCCGGCCGAAGUUGUCCUGGCCGUCUUCUUCCUCUUUGGCAUGGUCUUCAGUCUCGCCUGGGGCGCCAGCAAGGUUAUCCGCAUCGCUCGCCGCUCCGUCGCCAUGCACCGCAACCCGGCCUACAUCCUCUUCUCGGAUCCCCAGGCCCUCAACAAGUGGGGUUUCCUCUACGUCCAGUUCCGAGCCUCUGCCUACUACUUCAUCGUUCCUAUUCUGAUCUACACCCUGAUCAAGUCGAUGUUUGUGGCACUGUCCCAGAAGAACAGCGUCGCUCAGGCCAUUGGCUUCAUUAUCAUUGAAGUUGGUUACUUGAUUGGCGCUUCGGUUCUCCGACCCUGGAUGGACAAGCCGACCAACUCGUUCAACAUUGCCAUUGGUGCCAUCAACUUUAUUAACGCAAUUUUCCUUCUCAUCUUCUCCAACGUAUUUGGCCUGCCCAAGAUCGUCGUUGGUGUUGUGGGUGUCAUUCUCUUUGUCCUCAACGCAGCUUUCGCCCUCAUUCUUCUUCUCAUGCUUCUCGUGUCGACCACCAUUGUUUUCUUCCGAAAGAACCCCGAUGCGCGAUACCAGUUUAUGGCCGAUGAUCGUGCUUCUUUCAUGAAGUCUCAGACCCAGCUCAACACCACUACUGAGCUCGAUGCUCUUGCGGCCACCGCUCGAGGUGACAAGACGGGUUACAACAAGCACCUCGACCUUGACGAGGAGGAUUCCAUGUCUUCCGAGAGCCUUCGGAGGCGAGCUGAGAUGAACAACCAGUCCCAGUCCUCGUUCCACCGAGGUGAUGCUCCUCCCCGGUCCCCAGUGAACCCCUCGAUGCCUCUCUUCCCUGCCGAUGGACGGCCCCAGAGCCCCUUCCGCUCUGCUUCCCCUAGCCCUUACCAGCAGCAGGGGUCACCGCUCGUUCAGCAACGGUCAAACAACAACUCUAGCCCGGGCGGAUACCGAUCACAGAACAACGCCAGCCCAUGGCAGCGAGGUGCCGGCUAUGAUCACUAAUUGAUAUAAUGCCAGGAGCGCAUACCUAUUUUUGACCAAGGGCUAUAUCGUCUGCGCCCUUGUUGGGUAGACUUUGCAUUCACGCGAUUUUCUUGGGUCACGACUAUGGUAGACCCUGAUAAUCAGCAACACACGACCACGCCAAGACCGUGUUUUCUUUUAUCUUUGGAUGGCUUUUUUUAUCGAAAGCAUGACGACGGCGUCUGCGACGAGACUUGGCGUUGGCGAAUAUCGAAAUCUUUGAGCUCAGUACGAGUAUUUGCUUUGUGUAUAUAAACCAUAUCGGGAAGGGACAAGUAACGGGGGAACAUGUUUGUACAGCUGGACUGAGUUGGCUCAGACCAACCAGCUGAUUUUCGAUAUCCGAGGAGGACGAUGUAGUCAAGACAUGGCUGUGGCGGCUGGGAAGCAUAGCAUAGCAGCUCGGUCAUUGUCUUGGCCAAUACAAAAAUAUUCCAAU
Fusarium vanettenii 77-13-4 is the source of this 3214-nucleotide messenger RNA. RefSeq lists its product as uncharacterized. Gene Ontology annotation, biological process: fungal-type cell wall biogenesis; transmembrane transport. The transcript has 2 exons. Lineage: Eukaryota; Fungi; Ascomycota; Sordariomycetes; Hypocreales; Nectriaceae. The record is from RefSeq and is a predicted model, not a curated record. Bases 514 to 2754 code for a protein of 746 amino acids.